AUGAACGCUAUGAUUUGUCAACUCCAAGACCUACCGCCUUACAUGGAGUCCGAAUACAAGAGUUUCCAACCGUGGCGGGACUACAUGAAGCUAGCUGACCUAGUGCGGGAGAUGCAGUUAGGCAAGUUCACCCCAGAACCGUUAACCGUUGAGGGUCAUGACUCCGGGAUAUGCUCGACCAUGGUGGAAUUUGAAGAGUUCCCGCCGCGAGCCUUGCUGUCACCGAUAACACCUGUGGCGACACCACCACUAUGGCACGAAAUGGAACCCCUGGAUUCCGAAAUCGUCCUCUUGCAUGAAGACGCUCCUUUAUGGCCGAGCAGCACCGAGGGUCCCGAGCCCCCUACAGCAGCGUCCAGAUCCCCCGCGGGCACCCGGGGCCAGAGGGAGAGAGAGAAAGCGACCCGCUCCAAGACGCCGGAGGAGGUGCCAUCACCCGAGCGUCAGUUCUGCAGCUUCUGUAAACACAACGGGGAGUCAGAGUCUGUGUUUGGGUCCCACACUCUAAAGGACCAGGAUGGGGAUGUGGUGUGCCCGUACCUGCGGCAGUAUAUCUGUCCUCUCUGCGGGGCCACCAAGGCCCAAGCCCACACCAAGCGCUUCUGUCCCCGGGUGGAAAACACCAACUCUGUCUACGUCAAGUGAUAGAAGCGCUAGCUCUGGUCCAGGCCGUUACUGCGCUCCCCUCUAGACUUACUAACAGAGGCAACUCGUUGUUGCGAGAUGGGUGGGACCAGAGCUAGAGAAGCACUGAGGAGACUGUUCAGGCUGUUGUGUUGGCGACUUCCUUUAGCGUCUCUGCGGACAAUUGUAAGAGG
Messenger RNA from Salmo salar (Atlantic salmon), 818 nucleotides. RefSeq names its product nanos homolog 3-like. The record is from RefSeq and is a predicted model, not a curated record. NCBI's taxonomy places the organism in Eukaryota, Metazoa, Chordata, Actinopteri, Salmoniformes, Salmonidae. Gene Ontology annotation, molecular function: RNA binding; zinc ion binding.